Molecule: messenger RNA, 679 nt
Organism: Panthera uncia (snow leopard)
Lineage: Eukaryota; Metazoa; Chordata; Mammalia; Carnivora; Felidae
Product: gamma-aminobutyric acid receptor subunit beta-1-like
Exons: 3
Coding region: 233-508 (91 amino acids)
Biological process (GO): monoatomic ion transport
Cellular component (GO): membrane
Molecular function (GO): extracellular ligand-gated monoatomic ion channel activity
Source: RefSeq, a predicted model, not a curated record
CAGAGCCGACCUUCCCCGGCCCGACACACCCUCUGCAUAGUCACUGCAUCACGCGUGUGCCCACACCUGUUUUCCCAGGCUGUCCCCUGCAAAGGGGAGUGGGGGAUGGAGGAAGCCCAUUCAGACGUAGAAGGCACAGGGAAGCCCCCCGCCUCUCCCCAUCCUGUCGCCACUCUGAGAAUGUGUCCAUAAUGUGUCCCACCUCCCCGCAGGGCCCCCUGUGGACGUAGGGAUGCGGAUCGAUGUCGCCAGCAUAGACAUGGUCUCCGAAGUGAACAUGGAUUAUACACUCACCAUGUAUUUCCAGCAAUCUUGGAAAGACAAAAGGCUUUCUUAUUCUGGAAUCCCACUAAAUCUCACGCUAGACAACAGGGUAGCUGACCAACUCUGGGUGCCAGACACCUACUUUCUGAAUGACAAGAAAUCAUUUGUGCAUGGGGUUACAGUGAAGAAUCGAAUGAUCCGACUGCAUCCUGAUGGAACAGUUCUCUACGGACUCCGUUUCUGAGAAGAUGUCUGUAAGUUUAACUUGACUGUGGAAGGGGUCCAUGAUGCAAGAAGUCUACAAAACUCUAUUCUAAAGCUUCUUCAUCUUACCUCAUUAUCCUUUGGGAGACAAGUGGUAAAGUUGUAUAGUGGCUCCUUUCCACCUGCACUCAAAUUACUUAACCGGAUUAAA